Daldinia caldariorum is the source of this 1894-nucleotide messenger RNA. Its product is annotated as ammonium transporter. Bases 183 to 1637 code for a protein of 484 amino acids. Lineage: Eukaryota; Fungi; Ascomycota; Sordariomycetes; Xylariales; Hypoxylaceae. Gene Ontology annotation, molecular function: ammonium channel activity. The transcript has 4 exons. Gene Ontology annotation, biological process: ammonium transmembrane transport. The record is from RefSeq and is a predicted model, not a curated record. Gene Ontology annotation, cellular component: plasma membrane.
UGAGACUCCAUAUUCUCUCUCUCCUUCUCCCUUCGUUGUUGUGUCUUAUAUUUUGUUGUCAAAAGUAAACUCGCGACACCCCCAGCUUUUCUGGGACGCGUGGCUCGUUGAAGGAGGAUAUCCGAAAUCGCGUUUCUUUAUUCCACGCAGCGGCUGGCAUUCUAAUUCGCGCCGACAGCGACAUGUCUGCCAGUCUAUACGUUACGCCGUACAAUGGCACCACCGGCGAUGCUGACGCCGGUUAUACCACCGGCGUCACGGAUCUCAACCAGUUUUACGAGAGCGGCGACUUCGCUUGGAUUAUGACCUGCGCUGCCCUCGUCCUUCUUAUGAUUCCCGGCGUCGGCUUCUUCUACUCAGGUCUCGCGCGACGAAAAUCCGCGCUCUCGCUCAUUAUGCUGACGAUGCUGUCCAUCGCCGUCGUCGACUUCCAGUGGUUCUUCUGGGGAUAUAGCUUGGCUUUCUCUCAUACCGGCAGCAGCUUCAUCGGCGAUCUCUCCAACUUCGGCCUCAUGAAGACCCUCGCACAACCUUCCGUCGGGAGUACCAAGAUCCCCGAUCUAUUGUUCUGCUUGUACCAGGGCAUGUUCGCCGCUAUUACACCAGCUCUUGCCAUCGGUGCUGCAGUCGACCGCGCUCGAGUACUACCGUGCAUUGUUUUCAUUUUCAUCUGGGCUACCAUCGUGUAUGAUCCCAUCGCGUAUUGGACGUGGAACGCCAACGGUUGGUCCUUCAAGAUGGGCGGACUAGACUUCGCUGGUGGUACUCCGGUCCACAUCUCGUCUGGCGCAGCCGCCCUCGCGUUUUCCGUCAUGAUCGGCAAGCGGACUGGAUACGCAAAGUCUGCUGGUCUACCCUACCGUCCGCAUAACGUCACUCACAUCGUCCUCGGUACCGUUUUCCUCUGGGUCGGUUGGUUUGGCUUCAACGGCGGCUCUGCCCUCGCUGCUAAUAUGCGCGCCGUCAUGGCUUGCAUUGUCACGCACCUCGCCGCGUCCGUCGGAGGUAUCACAUGGACCCUUCUCGACUACCGCCUUGAGAAGAAGUGGACAGUCGUUGGGUUCUGUUCUGGUGCGAUCGCCGGUCUCGUAGCGAUUACCCCCGCUGCCGGUUACGUUACCCCCUGGGCCGCUGUCGUCUUCGGUAUCGUAGGAGGUAUCGGCUGCAACUUUGCUACUAAGCUUAAGUUUAUCAUGGGCGUUGAUGAGGCGCUUGAUAUCUUUGCUGUGCACGGAAUCGGUGGUAUAAUAGGCAACCUUCUAACCGGCAUUUUUGCAGCUGACUACAUAGCGGCCCUUGACGGUUUUAGCGAAAUCCCCGGCGGAUGGAUCAACCACAACUAUAUACAGCUGGGAUACCAGAUCGCGGACUGCGUGGCGGGUUUCUCCUACUCGUUUGUGCUAACAUGUGUGAUCCUCUUCUUGCUGAACAUCAUCCCAGGCCUGAGCCUUCGCGUUUCGGCCGAGAAUGAAGAGAUUGGCAUUGAUGAUGACCAGUUGGGCGAGUUCGCAUACGACUACGUCGAACUGCAACGCCAUACCAGCGACGUCCUCCCAGGCUCAGCUGAAGUUUCGAUCCCCCACAUGGGUCGCGCAGGUUCCUCUAAAAGCAGCGAGGGACCGGAGAAAAUGGUUUAGAGAGAAGAAUAUUUAAUCUUGUGUUAAUUCGAAAAGGUGGCAGGUGAACAUAUUUUCAUUUGUCUGGCCUGUACAUUUACUGGAGUAGUCUCUGAGGAAAUUCUUACAGAGAGAUGGUCGCUGCAUCCAAGUACAUUACAUAGCAAAUAUCUUAGUUGCUUUUUCAGUUUACUACCUACUUAGGUAAGGUAGUUGUCUACCUCCUAUCUAGGGUUACCUUAGAUACCUCUUAUAUAUACCCGAUUCUACGCUAUUAA